GUCGUACCGGCUAUGCUGUAAACUUACAAAAUCGAUUGAGACUCGAUUUUCAUCUAAUACAGCUGUGAAUCGAAUCUGUCAUGAGACUUGAGCUUAUGUAACAUUUUUGUCACUAAAAUUAUUUAAACUCGCUUACAUAUCAGCUGUUUACCACAUCUGAAAGGGUAAAAUAAACUUCAAUAAAAAUGUUGCGGCGCUGCUCGAAACAUUUACAAACGUUAUAUCGGAGACAGGGGCAGAGCCUCAGGUAUCGCACCACCGAUGUGCCCAAGGCCCUCGGCGCUCUGGGCCAGGCGCGGCCGGCACCAGCCAGGAUCCUCGCCGCCCACCACCAGGUGGCUUCAAUACACUUCACCAGACCACUUUACGAAGAGCAGGAUGUCAUGACCCCAGGCUUCCCGGACUCAGUAUCCGAAGGUGACGUCAAACUCGACAAGAAAGUCGGCGACGCCGUGGCCGCUGAUGAAGUCGUGCUCGAAAUUGAAACCGACAAGACCGCGAUUCCCGUAAUGGCGCCAUCUCAUGGCGUGAUCAAAGAACUAUACGUGAAAGACGGGGAUACGGUGAAAGCCGGGCAGAAGCUGUUCAGGUUAGAGGUGACUGGGGAGGCGCCGAAGAAGGCUGCGGCCGCGCCCGCGCCCGAACCUCCCAAAGCGGAAGCGCCACCUCCGCCUCCUCCUGCCGCGGCCGCCCCACCACCUCCUCCCCCGCCAUCAACCUCCACACCUCCGCCAGCGACUCCUCCACCUCCACCGAGGGCUACACCUCCACCUGCAGCCCCCAUCUCCUCAAUUCCGGUCGCAGCCAUCCGACACGCACAGUCGAUAGAGACAGCCACUGUUAAAGUUCCACCAGCGGACUAUAGCAAGGAAAUUUCUGGUACACGUACCGAGCAGCGCGUUAAGAUGAACAGAAUGCGUCAACGUAUCGCUCAGCGACUGAAGGAUGCGCAGGACACCAACGCCAUGCUGACGACGUUCAACGAAAUUGACAUGUCUCACAUUAUGGCCUUCCGCAAGAAGUAUUUAGACGCUUUCACCAAGAAGCACGGUGUUAAGCUUGGUCUUAUGUCGCCUUUCGUUAAAGCAGCGGCAAACGCUCUGACGGACCAACCGGUGGUCAAUGCGGUUAUUGAUGGCAAUGAGAUUAUUUAUCGUGAUUACGUUGAUAUCUCAGUCGCGGUAGCCACGCCCAAAGGCUUAGUCGUGCCAGUCAUUCGCAACGUGCAGACGAUGACAUAUUCUGACAUCGAACUGACGGUUGCAGGUCUGGCUGAAAAAGCCAGAACGGGAAAAUUGACCAUCGAAGAGAUGGACGGUGGUACUUUCACUAUCAGUAAUGGCGGAGUAUUCGGAUCUCUUAUGGGUACGCCCAUAAUAAAUCCACCACAGUCCGCCAUUUUGGGUAUGCAUGGCAUCUUCGAACGGCCUAUUGCGUUGAAUGGUCAAGUUGUAAUUCGACCGAUGAUGUACAUCGCAUUGACUUACGAUCACAGAUUGAUUGACGGACGUGAAGCUGUCCUUUUCCUGAGGAAGAUUAAAGAAGGUGUCGAGGAUCCAGCGACGAUCAUUGCUGGAUUGUAAUUUUAUAACAAAAACCGAGCUGUCGAUAUACUUGUAGAUAGAGUAGGCGGGUUAUAUU
Papilio machaon (common yellow swallowtail) is the source of this 1641-nucleotide messenger RNA. RefSeq names its product dihydrolipoyllysine-residue succinyltransferase component of 2-oxoglutarate dehydrogenase complex, mitochondrial. Bases 186 to 1583 code for a protein of 465 amino acids. Gene Ontology annotation, cellular component: oxoglutarate dehydrogenase complex. The transcript is spliced from 2 exons. Gene Ontology annotation, biological process: tricarboxylic acid cycle. The record is from RefSeq and is a predicted model, not a curated record. Lineage: Eukaryota; Metazoa; Arthropoda; Insecta; Lepidoptera; Papilionidae. Gene Ontology annotation, molecular function: dihydrolipoyllysine-residue succinyltransferase activity.